GGUCGUCCGCUCAAUUAAUUUCUUAGGCGUCGCCUGGAGCUUCCAGAUGGAGAAGAACACUGUACGCGGCCCCUCCUCCCUCGCCGGUUACUUCCGUCUCAGAAAUCGGUCCAGCUUCCUGUCCUUCGUCUCAGAAAUCAGCCCGUUGUGCGUCCCUCUCUCCGAUUGAAGUCGUCCGUCUCCGAUUGAAGAUGCCUUCGUCUGGUUCCGUCUCCAGCUCCCUGAUCAAAGAAAAGACCCAACGUUCAGGGUCCCCAGGCUCUACCUUUCUACAACUCCAUCUCAACCCCCAGAUAUUAUCUUUCUAUUUGAAGACUUCCAACAUAUCACUGGCUUUUGCUAUUUUUUUGCCUUAUUAUCUGAAUUGCAAAAUGCAAGAAUCAAGAUUGCACCCUAUUUUUGCCUAAUUUAUGAUUUAUGCAGCCCCUAUUUUAUCUAAUUGAAUCUGACUUGAUGAUAUGUGUUACUUUUCCAAUUGUGCAAGUGUCAUAUUAUGAUUGAUUGAUUGCGAGGAAGUGAGGUGUGAACUGUGAGAGGGGCUCCCCAUUUUGUCUUUAUUUUCCUUUUCUUUCUUUUUAAAUGUUUUUUUUUUCAAAUUUCUGUUCAAUCGGUUGACGCUGAGGAACGUGGAAGAGUUGGAAAAUUGCUGCAAGGAGCCACAAGUUUUUCCAAACAUCAACCCGGUUUGACCUUCCAAUAUUUGGUGAUAGAGCCUUCCAAUAUUUGGUGAUAGAGGAAAAAGCUCCUUAGAAGUGAUCCAAGAUGUUUUUAAUUGGUUUGGUUUUGAAAUAGCAUGUUAAUGUUGUUCUUGGUGAGCUGAUAUUUCAUAGCUACCCAGUUUACUUCUUUAUCUUCUUGAGUUGUAUUUAUGCUUCUUAUUUUUUAAAUUCAUCUACUUUUUUUUAAAUGCUGACACACUGGUCGCAUAAACAGAGAAGUAAGGAGAAAUCAAUGACACGGGUGGAGGACAAACGGAUGUUCAAAGAGGCCAUUGUAGCUAAUAAGAAAAGCAUCUUCAAGACUUUUCCUCUUAAGAGCAGGUCUAAGGGUUCAUCUUCGACUUCCACAGCACAUGCAUCUUCAAAUGAGCCUGUAGCUUCAUGUUAUAUGGUUGGAGCAUUAGGUGGUUCAGCUACUGGUUCAUAUCAAAUUGGCUCCACAGUACAUAGUUUAGAUGAAAGUCCUAACUGGAUUAUUCAGGGAAAUGGUAAGCUCUGUUCAGAUGCUGUUAGUGCCUCAAAAAGUGAUUUAUCUAAUAUCAGAACCCCAUUAGCAUCAAUUACAAUAGAAUCUUCUGCAGCAGAAUUUGAUAUGCCUUCACGGGCUGCACGUCUAUCUGCCUCCAGUCAAGCUCAGAAUUUGAUGCCAUUUGAUCUUUUAGUUCCUGAAAAAUGACGUAUUCGAAGAACUUCCUGCUCCGAUAUCAAUUGUUAGACAAAUGUGCAACUCUAGAGGGAGGGGGGUGAAUAGAGUUGUUUUCAAGAAUGUGCGUUUUUCGCGUGUGUGAAAUAAUAAAAUCGCAGGAAUAAAUAAAGAGACUUAAAGAGAACUCUUUAAGAUAUAAAGCCGUCUGUAUGGGUUUAGGGAGAAAGUAUUUUGGUUUGGCUGCAAAAGCUUUUGAUGGCUUUGGAAGUCCUUGCAAGAUUUUUUUUGUUUAAAACAUUUAAUUCUUCAAAUAUAAUACUUUUGUUGAUUUGUUUCUCAUUAAUGCUCUUUAUUUAAAUUUAAUAAUUUUUUAUUUAUGUUUUUGUUUGUUGUUCAAAGAGAUUAUGAGCAUUUGUCUUAUAAGGCCAGUUCUUGAAGAACACUUUCUAUUUUUGUAGUCAAUUACUAAUUUUUCAUUUGAUUAUCUUUCAAAUAAUACCACUAGAAUGUUUGGAUAAACUUAAUUAAUGAUAAACUUCCGUCCCCAAAUAUUUAAUUAAUAGAAUAGUGUGGGUGUUUGAUUCCAUAAGUCUGGUGAUUUUCCUGCAUUAUAUUGAAUUUACACAUUUAAUUUGAGUUUUCUGCUGACAUUUUAAGCUACUUCUUCAUAUUCUUAGCAUUUCCUUAAGCUAAAUAUUUUUUAGCAGAAAGUCAACAACGACUAAGAUUUCUGGCCCCUU
Cuscuta campestris is the source of this 2105-nucleotide messenger RNA. The record is from the annotation of a GenBank genome assembly. Lineage: Eukaryota; Viridiplantae; Streptophyta; Magnoliopsida; Solanales; Convolvulaceae.